Aspergillus thermomutatus is the source of this 2106-nucleotide messenger RNA. RefSeq names its product putative C6 transcription factor (gene VRTR1). The record is from RefSeq and is a predicted model, not a curated record. Gene Ontology annotation, biological process: DNA-templated transcription; regulation of DNA-templated transcription. Bases 1 to 2106 code for a protein of 701 amino acids. Gene Ontology annotation, molecular function: DNA-binding transcription factor activity, RNA polymerase II-specific; zinc ion binding; DNA binding. The transcript has a single exon. Lineage: Eukaryota; Fungi; Ascomycota; Eurotiomycetes; Eurotiales; Aspergillaceae.
AUGGAAGCUGAUACCACGGUCGCCCCGCGCCUCCCAAUUGCUCCCGCGCCACCUAGGGCACUCUCCGUCCACGUGCCAAAUGGCUCUGAGACAGACCUGACCACAAUGCGCUUCAACUGCCAAGCUUGCGUGCGCAAAAAGAUCAAAUGCGAUAAGGCUGUGCCGACAUGCUCGAGCUGCAGGAAAGCAAAGCUCCAGUGCGUCUACCAGGCUCCCCUACCGCGGAAGAGGAAGCGAAGCCAGGUCGAAGACGUGUAUGAGCGUCUAGCACGGUACGAGCGCAUCUUAAAGGACAACAAUCUUCUCCCUACGGCCUCUGCACCGACCCCAUGCGGCAAGGAGACGGAGGCAUCGGUGCUCAGCACACGGGACCCAACCCCAGUGCCGGACACGCAACCCGUGAGGUCUGGUAAACUUCUUUCCGCCGAUGGCAAGUCUCGCUAUAUUGACAGUGUUCUCCUACUUGAUGCUGGAGAAGGCGACCCGUGUGAAUUAUCCGAUUCCGACCAAGAUGACUACCACAACGACGACACCGGAGCUGAUGAGAGCACCCCGACUGGUCUCCUUGGCGUCCUCGCAGCACAUACAGUCUCUGGGGCUAUACUUGCAAGCACUCGGAGCCUCACCGAGCAACACCCCAGCUAUCAGGAGGCUAUAAAGCUCUGGAAUGCGUACAUGCAAAAUGUCGAGCCUCUCUGCAAGGUUCUUCAUGUUCCGACUGUCGCAAAAAUGGUCGACACUGUCUCCAAGCAGCCCGCUGCGGCCUCAAAGAGUGACGAAUGCCUGCUUUUUGUCAUCUACUAUUUCGCCGUGUUCUCCAUGUCGAACACCGACUGUCUGCGAGAGUUCAACCAGUCGAGGAAUCAUUUGAUGUCGAGAUACCGGACCGCUAUUUACCAGGCACUUGUCAAUGCGUCGUGGCUGAAGACUACAGCAAUGCCUGUACUACAGGCUUACACACUCUUCCUCGUUGCCAUGCGCACGCAAAUCGAUCCUCAUACGUUUUGGAUUCUGACGGGCAUUGCGAUCCGCCUCGCACAACGCAUGGGGCUCCACCGUGACGGUGAAAAACUCGGCUUGCCACCAUUUGAGGUUCAAAUGCGACGGCGGCUCUUUUGGCAACUGCUUCCACUGGACGCCUAUGCAGGCCAAGUGUCCGGCACGGGUAUUUGCCUAUCGCCAAAUAGCUGGGAUACCAAGGAACCGCUGAACAUUAACGACGACCAGAUCUUCCCUGGUAUGACGCAGCAGCCUCAAGAGCAAAGGGGCGCUUCGGAAAUGAUCUUCUGCUUGUCUCGGAUGGAACUGUCCAAUUUCUAUACCCGAACCGGUGUGAAAAUGAAGGAAAUCGGUGGUACGGUUCAAUUCCGGGAUGCAGAGGACAUUGAGAGGCUCAUCGACGAGGUCGAGGAUGUCAUUGAGACAAGGUUCCUUCGAUACUGCGAUAUCCUGAACCCCUUGCAUUUUUUCACCAUUGGAAUCGUACGAUCUGCCACCAACGCCGUCCGACUGCGUGCUCGAAUGCCUCUGCUGACGAAGCAGACCAUUACCGACGCGCAAAGGAGAGACCUCUGCACUCUCGCAGAAAGGAUUCUUGAUACAAACAGCACCAUCUACGGCAACCCAAGCAUGAAGAAGUUCCUGUGGCACAUGCAAGCUUUCUUCUUGUGGGAUGCCCUUCUCUGUCUCCUGCUUAACCUCGCAGAAGUCGGAUUCUACUCGCCGUCGGAGCUAAACACUACCUGGGACAAGGUUGCAGAAGUCUAUUCGAAUCACGAAGAACUUGUCAAGCGCAGAAGAGCCCUGCACGUCACCACUGGCCGGAUCACUCUCAAGGCCUGGCUUGCGAAUCCCCCGAGUAAUUCGUCCCCAGAGCCGGCGUUCAUAACCGCGUUGCGCGCACAACGCGAAUUGAAGGGCAACAGGCAGCAGCAGAGCGUUGACGAAACGGGGGGAACUGACAAGGUUGGGGACGGUGUGUUUGUUUUGGAUGAGCUUUCUGACAACAUUGAUGGAACAGGCUUGAAUCUUGAUAGCGGCUUCACUCUCGACCCUUCAGAUUGGGUGCUUUGGGAUCAGCUGUGCCGAGAGAGCAGUCUGGGCUGA